AUGUCUACUGAACAAGAUACUGCGGAAAAGAAUAUUGAGAUCUGGAAGGUUAAAAAGCUUAUCAAGUCUUUGGAAAUGGCCAGAGGUAAUGGUACCUCCAUGAUCUCAUUGAUUAUCCCACCUGGUGGUCAGAUUUCACUCACACAGAAGUUAUUGACUGAAGAAUACGGGACUGCAUCUAAUAUCAAGUCCAGAGUGAAUAGGUUGUCAGUUUUGUCAGCCAUUACUUCAACACAACAGAAAUUAAAAUUGUAUAAUAACGUUCCUAAAAACGGUUUAGUGGUUUACUGUGGUGAUGUGUUGACCGAUGAAGGUAAGGAAAAAAAAUUGAAUAUUGAUUUUGAACCUUUCAAGCCAAUUAACACUAAGUUGUACUUGUGUGAUAAUAAGUUCCAUGUAGAGGCAUUAAACGAAUUAUUAGAAAAUGAUGAUAGAUUUGGUUUUAUCGUUAUGGAUGGUAAUGGUGCGCUUUUUGGUGCAGUCUCAGGUAACACCAGAGAGGUUUUACAAAAAUUUACCGUGGACUUACCAAAGAAGCAUGGUAGAGGUGGUCAGUCCGCCUUACGUUUUUCGCGUCUUAGAGAAGAAAAAAGACACAACUAUGUGAGAAAGGUUGCUGAAGUCGCCGUACAAAAUUUCGUUACUGCUGACAAAGUUAACGUUAAGGGGUUGAUUUUGGCUGGUUCCGCAGAUUUCAAGACUGAAUUGUCAAAAUCCGAUUUGUUCGAUAAUAGAUUACAGGCCAAGGUUAUUAAGAUAGUUGAUGUCUCAUACGGUGGAGAAAAUGGUUUCAAUCAAGCAAUUGAAUUAUCAGCUGAAACCUUAGCAAAUGUUAAGUUUGUCCAGGAGAAGAAAUUAUUAAACCAAUAUUUCGAUGAAAUUUCUCAAGACACUGGUAAGUUCUGUUACGGUAUUGAAGACACAUUAAAGGCUUUAGAUUUAGGAGCCUGUGAGACUUUAAUCGUCUACGAAAAUUUAAAUAUCAUAAGGUACACUUAUAGGGACGUUGAAGGUUCAGAAGUCAUUGCUAAUGUAAACCCAGAGUUACCAGACAAGUCUUACUCCUUGGAUAAGGCUACUGGAACAGAGAUGGAACUUGUUAAGGAAGAAACCUUAUUGGAGUGGGUUGCUGAAAAUUACAAGAAUUUCGGUGCCAACUUAGAGUUCGUUACCGAUAGAAGUAGUGAGGGUGCUCAAUUCGUUCAAGGUUUCGGUGGUGUAGGAGCUAUAUUGAGAUACAAGGUUAAUUUUGAUCAAUUGGCUGAACUUAGUGACGAGGAUGAAUUUUAUGAUAGUGAUGAAGACUUCAUUUAG
This is a messenger RNA of Dujonia railenensis, 1314 nucleotides long. The record is from the annotation of a GenBank genome assembly. Lineage: Eukaryota; Fungi; Ascomycota; Pichiomycetes; Serinales; Debaryomycetaceae.